AUGCGCCGCGCAGAUAAUGCUAUAUCUAAGCGAACAAUCCCUCUCGUCGUUCGCGGAUACAGUGUUCGCGUUGAGGCUCUUGGUGUCAUCCACAUCAUCGGCAAAGAUGAGACCUCGGCCUCUGUAACAUACAAGCAGCAGCAAACCGGCGCUAGAUAUGAGCUUAACAGUAUAAACGAAGAUGUAUAUGUUGAUCUGCGACGAUUCAUUACAUCCAAGACAUUCAAACGUCCAACUGAGGGUCCCGCUGAGGGAGAAGGAAGACCGGAAGCGAGCCGCAAAGCGAUUUCAGCCAUCCUUGAGUGUAUCCUUAAGUCAACGAGACUUAUCUACACUACGCCAAAUGCCGCAGCCCAAAAACCAUACAAGCAACAUUAUAAAGCCGCUCGUGCGGUAAUGAUCGGCGAAGCAGGAGCCAUGGCCGUGAGCGAAGCAUCGAUGGUGAUCGGCGACAGGGAACGGGAUUCGGUACAAUGCACCGGCUUGACCAUUGAGCGCCAUGAGAAGACCGGCGAGCAACUGGCCACCGAGUGA
This is a messenger RNA of Fusarium pseudograminearum CS3096, 534 nucleotides long. RefSeq lists its product as uncharacterized. Lineage: Eukaryota; Fungi; Ascomycota; Sordariomycetes; Hypocreales; Nectriaceae. The record is from RefSeq and is a predicted model, not a curated record. Bases 1 to 534 code for a protein of 177 amino acids. The transcript is spliced from 3 exons.